AUCCUAAGUAGGUUCAUAUGUAGAGGAAAAAAAAGAAGAAUGAAAUGAUAAGGGUGACUUUUCUCCCCCACUUUUCCAAGGACCUAGAAAAUGGUUGUGAUAAACACACUCAAUGAAGAAUCAUUGAAUCCACACCAACACAGCACAUCUUACAUAUGUUCACAACCACCAACCGUCAUCCUUAACAAUAUCUCAUCUCAACUCACUUCCUUCACAUUUAUGAACCUCAAAUCCCACUUCACUUCACUCCACUUCACAUUUCCAUCCACUUCUCCUUCCUGGUCCACACCUCUCUGCAUGUUUUGCUCUGCGUGUCUCAUUUGAAGAGGAAAAACAAAAAAACCCCUCUUGAAAAAUCAGUUUCUUUCUUUCUUUCUACACAAAAAGUUCUGCAACACACAAGUAAAAGCUUCACAACUUUUCCACAAUCUUAGUGUCUAGACAGAGACAAUAGCUUCCUGCUUGCAUCUGUGUUGUUUCUUUAUUUACCCUUCUCUUUGUUGGCUAAUGAAUCCAGACAAGGCAUGCUCACAUUCUCUUGUUAUAGUCCACAACCUUUGAAUCACAUCUAGUGAAUUUUUUUUUCUUAAAAAGCACCACUAGUAUUUUUUGAAGCUUGUGUUUGGUCCUUGUUUUACUCUUUCUGGUGUGUACUUGUCUUGUGCUGUGUCCUUCUAUGCUAUCAUUUGCAGUAGAAAAUUGGUCCCCUUUGAGGUUUUCAUGUUUUAGUGAGAUUCAGAAUGCACAAAACUACAACAGCAUUGGUUCUUGUAGAGUGAAAAACAACCCAUCAUCAUUAUCAUCAUCCAUGAUAUUGGUUUUGAAGUUCUGAGAGGGGCAUUUGGUGGAGGUUUUGGUUUGGGGUUGUUGUUCUGCAUCAUUUCUAUGGGUUUGGGAGUGUUUGGAUCUGUUCUGGUUUUGACACUUUUAUUCAAGCACUUGGUGUCCCAACAACCAAACACUGAUGAGUUUUUUGUGUCUGAGUUCUUGAGGAAGAUGGGUGUAACAAACUCCUCUCAAGGCUACAACUUUUCUUCUUCUGUUUGUUCAUGGCAAGGGGUGUUCUGUGAUGCCAAUAAAGAGCAUGUUGUUGACUUGGUGCUUCCUGGUAUGGGCCUUUCAGGUCCUAUUCCUGAUAACACCAUAGGGAAGCUCAGCAGGCUUCAAAAUUUGGAUCUCAGCUGCAACAGAAUCACUGGUUUGCCUUCAGAUUUCUGGAGUUUAACCUCUCUCAAGAGGCUCAACCUCUCUUCCAAUCAGAUUUCUGGUGCAUUGACUAGCAACAUUGGGAACUUUGGUUUGCUACAAGACUUUGACUUGUCCAGCAACAAUUUCUCUGAGGAGAUUCCUGAAGCUUUGAGCUCUCUUGUGAGUCUUCAGGUCCUGAAACUUGACCACAACAGGUUUGAUCAAAGCAUACCUUCUGGGAUUCUCAAGUGCCAGUCUCUUGUUUCAAUUGAUCUUUCAUCAAAUCAGCUGAAUGGAACACUCCCUGAUGGUUUUGGUGUUGCAUUUCCUAAGCUUAGGGCCUUGAAUCUUGCUGGGAAUUAUAUCUAUGGAAGGGGUUCAGAUUUUUCUGGGUUGAAGUCCAUUGUGAGCCUCAACAUAUCAGGCAAUUCAUUUCAGGGUUCUCUCAUGGGGGUGUUGCUGGAAAAGGUUGAGGUCAUGGACCUUUGCAGAAACCAGUUUCAAGGUCACAUUCCUCAGGUACAGUUCAACUCUGAUUACAAUUGGUCUCAUUUAAUUUAUCUGGAUUUGUCAGAGAAUCAACUUAGUGGGGAGGUUUUCCAGAAUUUGAGUGAGUCCCUGAAUCUAAAGCACCUGAAUCUUGCACACAAUAGAUUUUCCAGUCAGAAAUUCCCACAGAUUGAAAUGCUUCCAGGACUGGAAUAUCUGAACCUGUCCAAUACUAGUCUUUUUGGUCACAUUCCUGAUGAAAUCUCACAACUCAGUAAUUUGAGUGCACUUGUUCUUUCUAUGAAUCAUCUUGAUGGGAAAAUUCCCUCACUGGGGAAUAAACACCUCCAAGUUCUUGACCUUUCACACAACAAUUUGAGUGGAACAGUCCCUCAAUCUGUGUUGAAUAAAAUCCUGUGGAUGGAGAAAUACAACUUCUCUUAUAACAACUUAACCCUCUGUGCUUCAGGAAUCAAACCCGAUAUCCUGCAAACAGCAUUCAUUGGCAUAGAGAACGAUUGCCCAAUCGCUGCGAACCCGACUCUUUUCAAAAGAAGAGCCACUGGACACAAGGGAAUGAAGCUGGCUCUGGUAUUGAGCUUGUCCAUGAUUUGCCUCCUUGCUGGACUUUUGCUCCUAGCAUUUGGUUGCAGAAGGAGAACAAAAAAGUGGGAAGUUAAACAAACUUCAUACAAAGAAGAACAGAACAUUUCAGGUCCUUUUUCCUUCCAAACUGAUUCAACAACUUGGGUGGCUGAUGUUAAGCAAGCAACAUCAGUCCCAGUAGUGAUAUUUGAGAAGCCAUUGUUGAAUAUCACAUUUGCAGACCUCUUAUCUGCAACUUCUAAUUUUGACCGCGGUACCCUAUUAGCUGAAGGAAAAUUUGGGCCAGUCUAUAGAGGCUUUCUGCCUGGAGGUAUUCAUGUAGCAGUUAAAGUGCUAGUUGUUGGGUCUACAUUGACAGAUGAAGAAGCUGCAAGAGAGCUUGAGUUUCUUGGUAGAAUCAAGCACCCAAAUCUUGUUCUUCUAACUGGAUAUUGCUUAGCUGGGGAUCAGAGAAUUGCCAUAUAUGAUUACAUGGAGAAUGGGAACUUGCAAAACCUGCUUUAUGACUUGCCACUUGGGGUUCUGCACAGCACAGAUGACUGGAGCACUGACACAUGGGAAGAACCUGACAAUAAUGGGAUUCAAAAUGCUGGCUCUGAAGGGUUACUCACAACCUGGAGUUUUCGGCACAAGAUUGCCCUCGGCACCGCGCGAGCAUUGGCAUUCUUGCAUCAUGGAUGUUCACCUCCAAUCAUUCACAGAGCUGUUAAAGCUAGCAGUGUUUACUUGGACUAUGACUUGGAGCCGAGGUUGUCUGAUUUUGGGCUGGCCAAGAUCUUUGGAAGUGGCUUAGAUGAAGAGAUUGCGCGCGGCUCGCCCGGUUAUGAUCCGCCGGAGUUUACUCAGCCAGACUUUGAUACCCCAACAACAAAAUCUGAUGUGUACUGUUUUGGAGUUGUUCUCUUUGAACUACUUACUGGAAAGAAGCCAGUUGAAGAUGAUUACCAUGAUGAUAAAGAAGAAACCUUGGUUAGUUGGGUCAGAGGGCUAGUGAGGAAGAACCAAACUUCAAGAGCUAUUGAUCCCAAAAUUCGCGAUACAGGACCGGAUGAACAAAUGGAAGAGGCCCUCAAGAUUGGUUAUCUGUGCACUGCUGAUCUCCCCUUCAAACGACCAACCAUGCAGCAAAUAGUUGGACUUCUGAAGGAUAUUGAACCUGCAACAACUAGUUAGCAUUUAGAAAGCAUGAAGGACAUCAUGAAAAGGAAUAGAGGUUGUUUAAUUUAAUUUAACUUUUUGAUUUUUCCCCCCACAUUACUUGAGAGCUUCUCAUGUAACCUUGGAGAAAAUGUAGAGCAGUUAAGUUCUUGAAUUCUGUUUUUAUUGUGGAUGUGUUCUUGUUUUCUUUCCUUCUGGUAGAUGAAGAAAGCUUUGAUGAAUAUACACCAGAACUUGCUCUUUGAAUUGACUUCAGCCACUCCUUUUUUAAUCUUACUGUAUAAAAAAGUAAAUGCCCUUUUUUAGU
This is a messenger RNA of Lotus japonicus, 3748 nucleotides long. Its product is annotated as probable LRR receptor-like serine/threonine-protein kinase At2g24230. Bases 886 to 3456 code for a protein of 856 amino acids. The transcript has a single exon. Gene Ontology annotation, molecular function: protein kinase activity; ATP binding; protein binding. Lineage: Eukaryota; Viridiplantae; Streptophyta; Magnoliopsida; Fabales; Fabaceae. Gene Ontology annotation, biological process: protein phosphorylation. The record is from RefSeq and is a predicted model, not a curated record.